Nicotiana tabacum (common tobacco) is the source of this 1467-nucleotide messenger RNA. RefSeq lists its product as uncharacterized. NCBI's taxonomy places the organism in Eukaryota, Viridiplantae, Streptophyta, Magnoliopsida, Solanales, Solanaceae. The record is from RefSeq and is a predicted model, not a curated record.
CACCCCAUAGUUUCCUAUGGACAUCAAGAAACUGAAAACCAACAACAACAACAACAACAAUCUUUGAGACAAGGUUUGCCAUUUAACAAGGCUAAAAAUCAAAGCUUGACAUUUAGUGAUGAUGAUGAUAACAACAGUGUUGAAGAUGGGAAGAAGAGUAAAACUUGUCCUUGGCAAAGAAUGAAGUGGACUGAUAAUAUGGUAAGGUUAUUAAUUAUGGUUGUUUAUUAUAUUGGUGAUGAAGUUGGUUCUGAAGUAAAUAAUAAUAAUAAUAAUGAUACUAAUAAUAGUAAGAAAAAAGGUGGUGGUAGUGUAGGGGUUUUGCAAAAAAAAGGAAAGUGGAAAUCAGUUUCAAGAGCAAUGAUGGAGAGGGGAUUUUAUGUAUCACCACAACAAUGUGAAGAUAAAUUCAAUGAUUUGAAUAAGAGGUAUAAAAGGGUUAAUGAUAUUCUUGGAAAAGGGACAGCUUGUAGAGUUGUGGAGAACCAAAAUUUGCUUGAAACAAUGGAUCAUUUAACACAAAAAAUGAAAGAAGAAGUUAAGAAAUUGUUGAAUUCUAAGCACUUGUUUUUUAGGGAAAUGUGUGCUUAUCAUAAUAGUUGUGGUCAUAAUAACACUAGUACUGGCGGUGGUAGUGAUAUUGGAAAUGUUCAACUUUCGACGGAAAUGGCUGUUGAGGCUAAUUCUCAAGCUCAGAAGAGGUGCUUACAUUCGUCAGAAAAUGCAAGAAUUGAGGUUCAUUUAGAAGAAGGGACUAAAAUGGCUAAAGGGAAAAGUGUAGACGAUGAUCAAGAAGACGAUGAUGAGGACGAGGAUGAAGAUGAGGAGGACAACGAAGAUGAGUUGAGUGGUGCAAGAGGACAUGACAAUCACCAUAGCCACGAAUACGACGAUGACAUGGAUGAAAGAUCAAGAAAGAGGCAACGAAAGUCGGGUUCCUUGUCACCAAUGGUACAACAAUUGAGUUCAGAAUUAGCUAAUGUAAUUCAAGAUGGAGGGAGGAGUUCAAUUGAGAAGAGACAAUGGUUGAAAACUAGAAUGGUACAAUUGGAGGAACAACAUGUUGGCUAUUUAUGUCAAGCAUUUGAGCUACAAAAGCAAAGAUUGAAAUGGGAGAAAUUUACAAGCAAGAAGGAAAGGGAAAUGGAGAAAGAGAAGCUUAUAAAUGAGAGGAAAAAAUUGGAGAAUGAAAGAAUGGUGCUUUUACUUAGGCAAAAAGAGCUUGAACUACUUGAUUUUCAUCAGCAUCAGAAUCAUAAUAGAAAUAGUGAUCCUUCUUCUGUAACAGGAUGAAAAAUUGAAACAAUAUUAGCAGCACCAGAGUAGUUAACAAUGUGUAGAUAAUCAUAUGCUUUUACCUUGUAUUUUAGUCUUCAAUCAAGUUUUUGAUGUAAAAUCUAAGUUUGAAGAAAACUUGCAUCUAGCUUCUAUAUAGUCUUAAAUUAUCAAGUUCCUAGUACUCUUUAA